Molecule: messenger RNA, 903 nt
Organism: Tetrahymena thermophila SB210
Lineage: Eukaryota; Ciliophora; Oligohymenophorea; Hymenostomatida; Tetrahymenidae
Product: transmembrane amino acid transporter protein
Exons: 3
Biological process (GO): amino acid transmembrane transport
Molecular function (GO): amino acid transmembrane transporter activity
Source: RefSeq, a predicted model, not a curated record
AUGGAAUAAAGUCAACAUAAAUUUAUGAAAAACUAAUAGUAAGAUUCAGCUGAUUGGAAGAUGAAAAUUGAUCAAACAAAAAUAACUUUAAAUCAAUAUUCAUCUUAACUUGAAAUUUAAUAGGUAGAACAGUUUGAUUCACAUAAAAAAUCAAAUAAUUGGGAAGCAUUUUUAAAUUUCAUGAGUAGUAUGAUAGGAACAGGAGUGCUUGCUAUUCCAUUUGCUAUGUACUAAAGUGGAUACGUUCUUGGAACAAUUAUAAUAAUUGGUCUUGGUUACUUCUCAUUCAAAUAAAUAUCAUGUUUAUUAGAAAUAGUUGACCAUAGAUUAGAGAGAAUCAAAAUAAAAUCUAAUAAUGACUUAUUAUAAGUUUAAAAGGCAGAAAAUAUUAACUACUAAGAAUUAAUUUUUGAUAUUCUUGGAUAAAAAAGGUUAUACUGCUUACUCAGUUUUUUCUUUUGUGCUAUUUUGAUGUUUUAUGAUGCUUUUUUUAUUCUUAAAAAUCCAGCCUCAACUAUAUAUUAUGAUAAAUGGUAUUCUUUUGGAGAAUCUGGUAAUUUAAUAGGUGUCGCUACUUAUGCUUUUGAAGGAGUGGGACUUGUAUUUCAUAUUAAAAAUUCAAUGAAAAAAAGAAAUGAUUUUAACAAAAUCCUAUCUUAUACAAUGUUAAUAUGUGCUAUUACUUACAUAGUUUUUGGGGUAGUUGGAGUAUUAGCUUAUGGACCAAAGCUUAAUUAAAUUGUUUUGAUGAACAUACCAUAUGAUGGAUGGGUAUCAUUAUUCUGCAAAGUAGGCUAUGCAUUAGGAAAACUUUUAUAUUUACACUGGUCUCCUUUAAUUUUAUAAAAUAUGCUUAUUGAUCAGUAAGGCGGAUGGGAUUCUGAUCUAUCUGAUUUAUUAUGA